Messenger RNA from Lingula anatina, 1701 nucleotides. RefSeq names its product putative proline--tRNA ligase, mitochondrial. Gene Ontology annotation, molecular function: proline-tRNA ligase activity; ATP binding. Gene Ontology annotation, biological process: prolyl-tRNA aminoacylation. Gene Ontology annotation, cellular component: mitochondrion; cytoplasm. Lineage: Eukaryota; Metazoa; Brachiopoda; Lingulata; Lingulida; Lingulidae. The record is from RefSeq and is a predicted model, not a curated record.
UUUGACGAAUCAUACUUCAUCGUCAUCAUCUGUGCGAAGCUGAAAUGUGUAUGAAAUGAGAAAGCGUGAAAGUAGCAGACUGGACUGAAGGGAUACACAUGGCAAUCAAAAUAAUGUACCAAAACUCCCCCAUCGGUUCAAAGCUCACCAACUUUUUGAAGCCCUUGUCUACCAAGAGUUUUCAAAGAUGUACCCUCUACCAUCGUCUGUGCAUAUCUAGAAUGUAUCAACCUGUGGAGAACAUGUAUGUUAACAAGGGUGAGGAAAAUGAGACAAACUUGGAAAAGAACCUGGCCUGCAACAGUCAUAGACUCAUGAAAUCCUAUGGAAUGAUAUUUGGUGUACAAACCGGAUUGUUCUACAUGCUGCCUUGGACACAGAGAGCUCUAGAUAAACUGAUUAGGCUGAUAGACCAGGAAAUGGAAAGCAUAGGUGCUCAAAAGAUGACAAUGACUUGUUUGACCCCAGCUGAAUUGUGGAAAAAAACGGGGAGAUGGGAUUCUAUGGGUUCUGAAUUGCUGAAACUACCAGACAGACACAAAAAGAUGUUUUGUCUUGGUCCUACACACGAGGAAGCAGUUACUUUUCUUGUGAGCCAGAAGAAGCUAGAGCGCAAACACCUUCCUCUCAAGUUGUAUCAGAUAACAAGGAAAUUUAGGGAUGAAAUGGCUCCAAAGUAUGGUCUUCUUAGAUCAAGGGAGUUUGAUAUGAAAGACCUGUAUACCUUUGAUGAGUCAGUAGAAAAAGCAGAAGAGACAUACAAUUCAGUAUGUGAUGCAUACAAUAGACUCUUUACUAGACUAGGAGUAAAUUUUAUAAAAGUGGAGGGGGCAACUGGUGUUAUUGGAGGCACCUUAUCACAUGAGUACCACAUUCCUGCCAGUGCAGGCCAAGAUUCUCUCUUUAUUUGUAACAAGUGUGGGAUUGGAGUUAAUAAAGAAGUAAUGGAUAAGGAUGUUUUGCAAACCAAUCACUGUAAGCAUCGAGACUGUUGUGAUUUAAAAACAAGCUCAGGAAUAGAGGUUGGACACACAUUUUUGUUAGGAACAAAAUAUUCUGAGCCUUUCAAUCUCCACUAUAAUUAUGUUGAAGGUCAGAAACACCUGGUAGAGAUGGGCUGUUUUGGCCUAGGAGUCAGCAGAAUUCUACAAGCAUCCAUAGAACAUCUCUCAUCAGAUAUCCAAGUAGUGUGGCCAAAGCUUAUCGCUCCAUAUCAAGUGUGCAUUAUACCUCAGAAAGCAGGAUACAAGGCAGAUGUAACUUGGGCCCUUGCAGAACAGCUCUAUGACCAGCUGAAUUCUAUACCACACCUAAGGGGGGAGAUAGUUUUGCACGACAAAAUACAACUAUCAAUAGGAAAACGCUUAAAAAAUAUGCGGAGGAUUGGGUUUCCUUAUGCCAUAGUGCUUGGUAAAAAGGCACUGGAAGAAGAGCCUCUCUUUGAACUGCAGUCACUUUACUCCAACUCUUCAGAUAUGUUAACUAUGCCAGACCUUAUAGACAAAUUAAAGAAUUCAAUAGAAACCAUCAAGUAAUAGAUGUUUUCAGACGCAGUUAUAACAACAGAAGUUGAUUGGAAAUGUAGUAACUUAAAAUAGUAAAAAAUGAUAUGGAAUGACUCUUAAAACAGUUUCCAUGAAAAAUGAAUGCAUGUAUCAUAUUAAAAACUGACAAACUUUUGAAUAAUGCACAAAUAUAUAA